Molecule: messenger RNA, 2053 nt
Organism: Pseudocercospora fijiensis CIRAD86
Lineage: Eukaryota; Fungi; Ascomycota; Dothideomycetes; Mycosphaerellales; Mycosphaerellaceae
Exons: 6
Coding region: 1-384 (127 amino acids)
Source: RefSeq, a predicted model, not a curated record
AUGUAUCGUGCGCCAAGGCUAAGCGUGCGUCAUAGCUGGAAGACUUCUACCUGGCUCGCAAUAAUUUCGUUGGCCUGUCAAGUUGACCGAGCAAAUGGCCAUCUCAAUCAGGCAGAAGACUCGCAUGGAAAUGCAUGUCCGCGUAGACUGAGUAUACUUCAAAAACUUCAUUCAGUACAGCUAACGCUAUCGAUUCCCAACGGAGCUUUGUUCCACGCCGAACGCCCCAAACGGCCGCAGGCAAGCAGGCCAUGCUCCACCAUCGCAUAUUCAGAUCUAUCACGCUCAUUGCGUUUCCGAACGCACGCUUUUCCAUUCCAACUCGACUACUGGCUUGCCCAGUGUAUCACGCCCAUCCCUCAUAGCGUCAUCUCCACACUCUAGAUUCAUGGGUAUCUCUGUCUGUCCUUGGCGCUUAUUGUGAUGCGCACUGUACUCUCUCGCCGCCUUGCAUGUCCUCGUCAUCUUCGUCGGUGGCUCUUGCUGCGCGAUCGCCUUCCCGCGUCAGGUCAACCUUCUCGAGCUGGUAGUCUUCGGUCAUGGCGUCUGGCGGUGGGAUGUGCUGCGGCAUGCGUGGGGGCAAUACAGAUUCGAGGGCUUGAAUCUGCGCCUUGCUCAGAGGUGUCGGGUAGCCGUCGGCAUCCGGUGGUCCAGAGAGGCGCUCCGGGAACUUGACUUCAAACUGCACAUAAAGGUUGCCAAAGUCGUGAUGUCGGUAGGAUGGCAUACCCUGGCCACGGAUGACCUUGAUCUCGCCAGGUGAAAUGACCUCGCCUGGCAGGAUUUCAACGGUCAGCCAGCGCUCGUCGAGGUGCUCGAUGUAGAUGGCACCUCCAGCAAGUGCUGUAAGAAGAUCAAUUUCGGCGUGGUAGAACAAGUCGUCGCCCUUUCGUUGGAAACGUGGAUGUGGCUUCUGCUCGAUCUCGAAUUGAACGUCGCCUGGCUGGGCACCCGGGGUCUGAUCACCCUCGCCUCGGAAGUCGAUCUUGGUGCCGCUCUGCACGCCACGGUCGACGUGCACGUGCAGAACCUUGCGCUCGAUGACAGUCUUCUUGCCGUUGCACUGCUUGCACUUGUCCUUCUCGCGGAUGGUCUCGCCCUCACCAUUACAGUCAGGGCAGACGGUCUGAAAGCGCUGGAUCAUAGGGCCCAUCUGGCGCAUCAUGGUCUUCAUUCCUUGUCCAUUGCAACCUCCACAUGUCUUGACAGCGCCCUCCUUGCCGCCUCGACCCUCACAUUUUGAGCAGAUGAUGGACUUUUGGAGGGCAAGCUUGGAGACCUUGCCUCGGUAGAUGUCCUCGAGGGAGACCUUGUGGACGUGGUGGAUUGUGCGUGCCUUCUUGGGACCUUGAUCUCUCAUGCCGCCGCCGAACAUGCCGCCGAAUCCUCCACCGCCACCUCCGAAGAACUGUGCGAACAGAUCCUCGGCGGCCAUGCCUCCGCCAGCCAUACCGCCUUGCUCGAGGCCCUCUUCGCCAUACUGGUCGUAAAGCUGGCGCUUCUGUGGGUCUGAGAGGACUUCGUAUGCGUGGGAGAUUUCCUUGAACUUUUCCGCGGCGCUCGGGUCGUGUGCAUUCUUAUCUGGGUGGUGCUUCAGAGCGGCCUUUCGGUAUGCGGUCUUGAGCUUAGCCUCGUCGGCGUCGGGCGAGACGCCGAGCACGUCGUAGAACUUGGUUUCUCGCACCAUGGUGGCAGUCGAAGGAGGAGGAGGAGGAGGGCGGGGAAGUGUAGUGUGUCGUGGUCGAAUUUACUGACUCGCGGUUGUUUGCUCCGAGAUCAAAGGCUGAGGGGAUGGAAUCAACGAAAGCGCUGCGGUGUGUCAGUCACUGAGCAGGUGGAAUGGCAAAGCAAAGACCACGCCGGGGCGACUCCGAGUGAGGCAGGAGGCGGCGGCGGCGGCGGCGAGAAGCGGCGGGCGUGGAUGCUUACGGGAAUGGCGCUGCGUUGCGGUGCGGUGCGGUGCGGUGCGGUGCGGUGCGGUGCGUUGCCUGCGCUGUGUGCCUUGCGCAGUGACGAGGCGGGCGGCGGGAGAGUCUUGGGUGGGUCGAUGUAG